AAAAAAAAACACAAAAUGGUGUAUGCAGUCGGGAAAGGGGAGGCUCAAGGGCCCAGAAAAUUUUGUGUGCAUGGAUAGGAUUGAUAAGACAAACAACACUACAAAAUUGAACUCAAAGGGGCAGCUUAUCUGGUCUUCAGACAUUCCUGAGGGUGAAACCAAUGACCCAAUUUACUGCUCUGUAGCCUGUAGGCAACACCGAGAUAUGUUGAAGCCUUUGGCUGAAACGCUUAGCUCCUCGUGCUUUGGGUCUGGUGUAGGAAUACACCAUGUUCACUUCGCAAAGCAACGUUACCUUAGAAGGUCUUGUGAAGGGGAGAAUUUUCCAAAAACUUUGGGAGGAUCAUUGCAUUUCUGUUCUAAUGAUCGAAAUUUUUUCCAAAUUAGAAGAUUAAACAUCAGGUGCCCGAACAGACAGCAACAUAUUUUUCCCAAGUGUACAUCAGACAUUCCUGACAACACCCAUCAAGAGGAGACAGAUGUUUCUCAAGCAACCUUGAUAUGGAGGGCAAUUAAAUUGCCAAUUUACUCUGUUGCUUUGGUUCCUCUAACUGUAGGUGGUGCAGUGGCUUAUUUGCAAACUGGUUUGUUUUCUGCUAGGCGUUAUAUUAUUCUCUUGGCUUCUUCAGUUCUUAUUAUUACUUGGAUCAAUUUAAGCAAUGAUGUCUACGAUUUCGAUACAGGUGCAGAUAAGAACAAAAAGGAGUCAGUAGUAAAUUUGGUUGGCAGUCGUUCCGGGCCCCUUAUUGCUGCAUACUUGUCACUUGCCCUUGGCUUCAUGGGGCUGACUUGGGCAUCUGUAGAUGCAGGAAAUAUGCGUUCAUUAUUGCUACUGGCUUGCGCAAUCAGUUGUGGUUAUGUAUAUCAGUGCCCACCAUUUCGGUUAAGUUACCAAGGAUUAGGAGAGCCCUUGUGCUUUGCAGCUUUUGGCCCAUUUGCCACUAGUGCUUUCUACCAGUUGCUGGGCAGCAAACGGUUGUUUACUCAAAGAGAAUGCAGCAUUUUUAGAUUCAUUUUUUUUCCGUUCAAUACAUUAAUUUUGGGCAAUUUUGGCAGUGAGAUAAUCUUCCUCCCCUUAACUCGCAUAGUUCUUUCUGCGUCACUCCUCUUAGGCUUGACAACAACCCUUAUUCUGUUUUGUAGUCAUUUUCAUCAGGUUGAAGAAGAUCUUGCCAUUGGGAAAAUGUCACCUUUGGUCAAGAUGGGCACUGAGAGAGGUUCGGUAGUUGUGAAAGGGGCAGUCUUGACACUCUAUUCUCUUUUAUUUGCUCUUGGUCUAUGCAGAGCUCUUCCACUAACUUGCAUUGUUCUCUGUGCCUUGACCUUACCUAUAGGAAAACUGGUAGUUAGCUUUGUUGAAGAGAACCACAAGGACAAAGGGAAGAUCUUCAUGGCAAAAUAUUACUGCGUAAGAUUGCAUGCUUUAUUUGGAGCUGCAAUGACUGCAGGGCUGGUAUUAGCUAGGAUGCUUGCUAAAUGAUAUGUUCUGAGGUUGACACUCUCUUUCGGUACAUGCCUCCUCGCGAGUAUAUUGAGGGUUUUUGCCACCAACAGCUUGCGUAGUCUGUAGUCAAUGACAAGGUAUCAAAUUUGACAAGAAGCUGUAGAUCGCCAUUUUCCAAUUGCCAGUUCAAGAAAUCGAAUUUAUAGCCAAAUAACUACCUUAAGGAGAUGAUCAUCCCUUUUGCUCAUGCCAUGUUAGAAUCAACCUUUCUAUUUCACCAUUUUCAUUUCUACAAAUCAUUAUGUUCAGCACGACAUAAUAAGAACAAUGGUUCAGCCAACAGUUAAUAACCAUUCGGCUAUAAUUUAAACAUAAUUGAACUGAUUUUCCCAGGCCAAAG
Durio zibethinus is the source of this 1844-nucleotide messenger RNA. NCBI's taxonomy places the organism in Eukaryota, Viridiplantae, Streptophyta, Magnoliopsida, Malvales, Malvaceae. The record is from RefSeq and is a predicted model, not a curated record.